AUGGCGAUAUCACCAGUGUCUUCAGGUUCCGAUGCGGAAAAGGGCAUCUAUCACUCAGACCAGAAGACAGCUCAGUUUGAUGGCGAGAAAGGUGCCCCUGGCUAUGCGGAGGAGCCAGUUGCUGAAGAUGUCAUUGAUUUUGAGGAGACCAGGGAGUUGAAGCAGGGCCUCAACCAGCGACAUAUUCAGAUGAUAGCUCUGUGUGGAGCUAUUGGCACGUUUAUAGGGAUUGUUCCUUGGAUCAGGCCAGGCUCUUUCAAGGGCAGGACCUCUGGGAGCAUUGUGAGAGUUUCGACCUUUGCAAUUAUAUUGUGUAUUAACACCGCCGUCAGCCUAGGAUACUGUUUCGUAGGAGCCUUGGUGACUGGAGUUGUCUUGUCCAUUGCAGAACUCAGUGCCCUCGUUCCCCUCACCGGCUCCAUUAUCCGUCAUGCGGAGUACUUUGUCGACCCUGCCCUUUCGUUCGCCCAGGGGUGGAAUACCGUCUACAACCACAUGGUUACACUUCCCGCAGAACUUGUUGCAGCAGCCGUGAUUAUCCAGUUCUGGUCAACUGUCAACUCUGCCGUAUGGAUCACAGUAUGUGGCAUAUUGCUCGUCAUCAGUAACGUGCUCUUCGUGCGAGUCUAUGGAGAGCUUGAAUUCACAUUCGCAACUAUGAAAAUUAUGUUGAUCGUUGGACUGAACAUCAUGGCAUUGGUUGUAACCUGUGGUGGUGGACCGGAUCAUCACAAAUAUGGGUUCCAAUACUGGAGAAAUCCCGGUCCAUUCGUCCAAUACCUUGGCUACGGGGGCUCGCUAGGACGUUUUAUGGGGUUCUAUACAACAUUCUCCAACGCCGUCUAUGCUUAUUCGGGAGUUGAGACCAUCUCUGUGGCAGCGGCUGAGACCCAAAACCCGAGGCGCAAUAUUCCCAUUGCUGCGAAGCGAAUUUUCUGGAGAGUUGCGAUAUUCUAUUGCCUUUCUAUCUUCAUGGUUGGACUCAUUGUCCCAUCAAAUGACCCAUCGCUUCUCAAGUCCACGGGGACCGCAGUCCGAGAAAGCACUACUAAUUGGACGUUCUUCACAGCACAAUCGCCAUUCGUUAUUGCAGCGACGAGAGCGGGCAUCAAAAUCGUCCCCUCCAUCAUCAACGCCGUAGUCUUAACCAGCGCAUGGAGCUCCGGUAACGCUGGACUCCUCGGCGGAUCCCGAACUCUAUACGGCAUGGCGAAGGAAGGCCACGCGCCGAAAUUCUUCCUCCGCGUGAACCGCAUGGGAAUCCCCUAUAUCGCCGUCUGCUCUCUCGCGCUAUUUAUCGGUCUGGGCUACAUGACGCUAUCGGACUCCGCAAGCACCGUGUUCGGCUGGUUACAAGAUCUGGUCUCCGUGUCUGCGCUUGUCGGCUGGUUGAUUAUCUGCAUCGUGUAUCUGCGCUUCUACUACGGCAUGAAGAAGCAGGGCAUCGAUCGCUCCGAGUUGCCGUGGAAGGCCCCGUUCCAACCAUUUGCUGCUUGGAUUUCGCUGAUUGCUUUCACGAUUCUGCUGUUGACGGGUGGAUAUACGGUGUUUCUCCAUAAGCAUUGGGAUACCGAGACUUUUGUUUCUUCAUACAUCAAUAUUCCCAUUAUCUUAGGCCUCUACUUCGGUUACAAGUUAUUCAGGAAGACCAAAAUUGUAUCGCUUGAGGAUAUGCCGAUUCGCCAAUUUAUCGACAUCGCAAACGCUAACCCGGAGCCACCUGCAAAACCACUCACCGGCUGGAGGAGGUUAAACAUCCUUUGGAGUUGA
Molecule: messenger RNA, 1770 nt
Organism: Lachnellula hyalina
Lineage: Eukaryota; Fungi; Ascomycota; Leotiomycetes; Helotiales; Lachnaceae
Gene: PUT4
Product: Proline-specific permease
Exons: 9
Coding region: 1-1770 (589 amino acids)
Biological process (GO): amino acid transmembrane transport
Cellular component (GO): membrane
Molecular function (GO): amino acid transmembrane transporter activity
Source: RefSeq, a predicted model, not a curated record